GAAAUAGUGAGAAUGAGAAAGAGUAGAGCUAAUAGGAUCAAUAGAGAUAGUUUUAAAAGGGUGCAAAAUAGUGCACGUUUAAAAGCAAGGAGACAUAUAUGUAUAUGUUCCUAUAUGCAUUUGUUGAUAAUCAAGAAAGGAGGAAAUUGUUUUAAUUAAGGCUAGGCAAUUUCAUGACCCUUUCCUCUGCAGGGUAGUAGUAUUGAAGACAAAAGAAUUAUUAUCAUUUUAAUCCACUUUUUGUCUUGAUCCACUAUAAGACCACCUUCUAUUUUAAGACUAUACUAUAUGACAAAAACAAAACAAACAGAUGGUGAAAAAGGCAUAGUAAACACAGAAUUCAUGUGAUCAAAGAGGAGGAAAUUAUGGGUGGGGAACAGCUAAGGUUGAACUUGUUUCUUAUAUCAUCUUUUUUAUGAGAAAUGAUUCAAUUCCUCAGUACUCCUUUGUUCUAUAUGCUUUAAAGCUCUAGCUCUAAGGACUUGCUGUUAAAGAAAGUGCAAUUGCUGUUGUGAUGAUGGAAAAGGCCUUAUUGAAUAUAGAUAAAAGAGCAAUUUUUUACCAGAUUUUUCGUCCCACAAUCACUAGUCAACUGAGAAUUCCAGCCUGGUUUCUUAAGCAUAUUUCAGAAGAAUCACCUGAUAAAGCAACUCUGAAGUGUCUUCCGGGUGGCACUUGGAAUGUGAAACUAGAGUGUGAUGAAGAUGGUUUGCUUAUACACAAAGGUUGGAAGAAAUUUCAGAAAUAUAACCAACUACAAUAUGGGGAAUUUCUCUUGUUUAAGUACGACAGCGAUCUGCAAUUUACAGUAAGAAUUUUCAGCAAGAAUGGACUGGAGAGAGAAGUGAAGUCAACAACUAUGAGCAAAAAUAAAAAAGCUACAAUAUCUGACGGGGGCAAAAAGCGAAAAAAGCCAGGAAAAUAUCCUUACAGUUCCAAAUUCCCUAAACAAACUCAUGCUAACGGUGAAAAUGGCACAGAACAUCAAACUCCAAGAAGAAGCGCUGCACUUGAGAAAGUAGAGGACCUUCUCACUCCAAGUAUUCCUCAAUUUGUUAAAUGUCUGAAAGGCUACAAUGUGAACAAGUCUUGUUUCUUGUAUGUUCCAAAGUCCUUCUAUGAACAACUUUCAAAAUCAGACAAUACGACAACAGUCGUCCUCCGUAUUUUGGAAGGAAAAGAGUGGAAAGUGAAUUGUGUGUCACAAAAAGGCUAUCGCGCUUUCUGUGGAGGAUGGAAACAGUUUGUGAGUGAUAACAAGCUUAAGCAAGGAUAUGUCUGUGUUUUUCAGCUUGUCAAUACAAAUGAACUGAAGGUCUCCGUUUUCGACGAUCCGCCUGAAUCUCUGUUGAAACUUGCUGCAUAAAGAUAAUGCAAGAAUGACCAAUUAAUGUUGAUUUUGGCUAUGAAAAAUGAUGCUCAGAAUGUCUUGAUCAAAACUUUUCCAGAGAGAGGAUUCACCUAGAGUUCUCUGGUGCAAAUACCAAUUAAUGUAUUAAAACUGUCUUAUAGCCAGUGGUGGAUGUAGCAUAUAGUCAAUGGUUUCAUCUCAAUCUGACAUUUUCGAUAUGAGUAUAGAUAUAUGAAAAAAUCACUAUGAUCUCUAGAAAUAUUAGAUUAUGAACCCAAAAUUCAAAUAUGUAAUGGGUGCAAUCGAGGGAACCUAAACGUAUCAAAUUUAACUCAUGUUUGACAAGCGAUAUAGCCAACCGAACUAACUUCGAAUUGAGGCUUAGUUGAUUGAUUGAAUAACAAUACUAUGUUAGUCAGGGGCGGAGCUAGAGUGUAGGAAGCGGGUUGAUCUAUCACUGGAAGAUACUCAAAUUGUAAAUUCUCAUAGGGAAUGGUGCCAAAAGUAGUCGGCCUAACCUUCAUUUCGUGUAACCAAGUUUUUUCUUUCUCCCUUCCUGAUAGAGUGUAACAGCCCAACCCACUAGCGAUGUUGUCUGCUU
Messenger RNA from Lycium barbarum (goji berry), 1952 nucleotides. RefSeq names its product B3 domain-containing protein Os11g0197600-like. The transcript is spliced from 4 exons. Gene Ontology annotation, molecular function: DNA binding. Lineage: Eukaryota; Viridiplantae; Streptophyta; Magnoliopsida; Solanales; Solanaceae. Bases 515 to 1366 code for a protein of 283 amino acids. The record is from RefSeq and is a predicted model, not a curated record.